AUAAAAAAUCUUAUAAGCUAGUCAUACCAUUUGAUUAUAUUGACAAUUUUAAAAAACUGAUCAUACUAUGAUCAUAGUAUGAUGGCGGUUGAGCAAGUAUGCCCCCAUCGUCUAGUGGUUCAGGACAUCUCUCUUUCAAGGAGGCAGCGGGGAUUCGACUUCCCCUGGGGGUAGGGUACUACGAAAGGAAGUUGAUCAUGGAUUAUCCAUAAAGUUCGAAUAGAUUCUUCCUGGGUCGAUGCCCGAGCGGUUAAUGGGGACGGACUGUAAAUUCGUUGGCAAUAUGUCUACGCUGGUUCAAAUCCAGCUCGGCCCAAUAAUUCGCUGUCUACAUAACCUUUUUUGUUUUGCAUAAUUGACAGAGAAGGGUAAGAAAAAAGUCAAAUAUCUGGGUAUAUUUCGACUUUACUUUUUUCUUUAUUUCUUGUGGCUCGUUACUUUUUGUUUCCAUAAAAAAUUACAAUAAAAAAUAGAUUAUCAAUCGAUUUUAGAAUAAUGCAAGGAUUACUAGUAAUCGGCCUUGAUAUCACUUUAGUGAUAUCCAUAUAGAUAUCAAUAUAUUACUUGUGAUUUUCUUUGUUACAAAACACUAAUUUGAAUCUAAAAUUGAAAUGAUUAUGAUGAAAUCAUAAGAAGGAAUAUGUAAGCUACCCGCUUUAUUUCCAUGGGAUUGUAGUUCAAUUGGUCAGAGCACCGCCCUGUCAAGGCGGAAGCUGCGGGUUCGAGCCCCGUCAGUCCCGGCGGAUUCAAUUAAAAAAAAAGACAUAAACUCCCCUUUUUGUUUCUGGGCAAGGGGAUCAAAAUGGUUUCGGUUAUCUUUUUGUUUUAUUUUUCUUUUUUCAUCAAGCAAAAGAAAGGGGUAUUUCUUUUGCACCAAUUUAAAGACAUAUGUAAAUUAGUAUAAUUAUAAUUAUUGAGAGCAUUCACCACUUCAAGAACGAGAUACUGUAUGGGGUUUCCUCUUUUUGUCAAUUAAUCUCCCAUUAACUCGUGUAGGAAAAUAAAAUAGGAUAGCGUAUAAUACGUUUGCCAAGAGUACCUAUAUAUACUUUUGUUUCUAUGAAGUCAAGGAAGUGAAAAUAGUUCGAAUCCAACCAAGUAAAGAGGAUGUUUCAAAAAAAAAGAUCAAAUUAGUCUUCCCUAAUGAAUAUGCUCUUUUUAAAGAUUAGAGUCGAUGUCGAAGAAAAACUCGUAAGAAAAUUUAAUAUAGUUAAUUUUUUGGAAUAUUUUCGUUUUUUUUUUUCGGGACUCGUCUUUAUCACAUUUCCUUUGUUUUACAAAAAGAUCAUAGACCCUUACAAAAACAAAAUUUUGAAAAUUUCAAAUUGAAAUUUCGUACUUGUUUUCUCUAUUUGAUUUCUAUUGUUUAUUUAAGGUUCUUUAGAAACUCUUUUUAUAAACAAUCGAAGUAUAAAAGGUUUUUUAUGAUAUUUCAUCAGAUGAUUGUACAAGGAAAGUACUAGGUUGUAGAAAAGAAAGCGGUGAAAAAGAAUCAUAAAUAAAUAGUUUUUUAUUGGAUCAGGAAUCUCAUUAUGUAUUCGGUGUGGAUAAAAGAUCUUCCUAUGUUAUACUAUUAAAUUCUUGACGAUGAAUCGAUUUUAUAGCUCCGAUAUUGUUAUUCAUGAUAUUUCUUUCAUUCGAUAUCAUCGAAAUCUAAUUCAUCUGAGUGAGUUUACAAGCGAAAGAUUUCUCAUCUCUAUGGGAUUAAAUCCCGAGAUAUUCCAAAGAAAAAAAAAUAAAUAAUAAACGAUUUAAUUAUGGAAGUCAAUAUUCUUGCAUUUAUUGCUACUGCACUCUUCAUUCUCGUUCCUACUGCUUUUUUGCUUAUAAUUUACGUAAAAACGGUUAGUCAAAAUAAUUAAUUUGAAUACAAUUUGACUAUCAAUGACAAAAAAGGAUGUCAAUUUCUCGUCUUAAAUGAAAGGAAUGCAUUAGAUUCAGUAGUAUCCUAAGGGGCCCGCUAGUAUGGUAGAAAGAGAUCUCUUUCUACCAUACUAGCCAUUAUGGUUAUUGUAAUGUAUAAAGAUACAAGUGAAAUAUCUUAAUAUAAAGGAAUCCACCCAUAUCUCUCUUUUUCUUUAUAAAUGUAAAUAUAAAUUAAUAUAGAAUAUGAAAUCUAUGUACAUACUUUCUCAAUUUCAUUUGUUUGUUUGAUCCAUUUAAUACGGAUAAUCCGAAUUCGAUGGAAACCUCUUGAGAUUUCGAAAGGGGGUUAUCCCAUGAAUGGUUAACGGUAUAAACUCUGAUAUCAAAAAAUAAAAUGAGUCAAUAAAACAAAACAUAAAUCCAAUUUCUAAAAAAAGAUCUUAAAAAAAAUUGCCGGCCGGUCUAGAAAACUAAAACAAUUGAUACAGGUUGAUAGAGUUUGAUUAUUAUCGCAAUUAGGAGUACUUCUAGAGUCCACUUCUUCCCCACACUACGAGAGAGAGGGAAAAUGUAAAAACUACCAUUAAACCAGCCCAUGCGAGACUUACUAUAUCCAUGUGAAUUCUGUCCCCUAUGAAUAUGAAGAAACUUUUCCAUUAUUGUUCACUAAUAAUAGUGAAAUCACUGGUGCAGAGUCAAAAAAAGGGAGAGAUAUUUGGUCACCAUUGAUGAACUACUCCAAAAAAUCCACUUAUCUUAUACUGAGUUAUUCUUAAUUAUAGAAUUUCUAGUAGAAUCGACAAGAUGUAAACACAAGUAAACAGAUACUUUUCGAAGUAUCCAAAAAAUCUGACUCAUAUGUAGAAAGAAUAAUCUUUUUUCUUUCUUUUAUCGUUUUUUAUUUUUAUUUGAAGUAAAACGAAAGGCAAUUCUUCAUCUAAUCUAAUAUUGAUUGAAUGUCUGAGCAUUCCGACACUUUCAUGAGUCUAUAUCCAAAGUAUCUUAGAUCCUUUCCAAAACUAUUAAUUUAAUUCCCUCUCUGCCUAUCCAAUCUAAUGGAUUUCCCUCCACUCGUUUUAGUUUUCCUCUAAUCUGAUAGGUAAAACUUUAGGUUAGAGAAUAGAACCUCGAGAGCCAGGGGCUUAGAAUCACGAAAAGAAAGUAUCAAGAGUCUUUUCCUACGUUUGUUAUAGUUUUAUAACAGGAGAUUUCAAGUCUCCUGUUGAGGCGGCACCCGGAUUUGAACUGGGGAAAAAGGAUUUGCAGUCCCCCGCCUUACCACUCGGCCAUGCCGCCAAAAUGAUUUGUACUAGAUUCAAAUUUUCUCUUGUUUUUUUUUCAACUCCGAAAAAAAUAUAGAUUUUCAGUCACAAAAUAUAGAAUCUAGUACAAAUCAGAACCAUUAACUAUUGACUGUAAAUUCAUGACCUUUUUUGAAUUCAAAUUUACAUUUUUUAUUUCUAAUAAUAUAAGAUAAGAAAAUCAUUAGAAAUAGAUUUAUAACUAAUCUAUUUUGAGUUUUUUCAAUUAAAAA
Molecule: messenger RNA, 3400 nt
Organism: Brassica napus (rape)
Lineage: Eukaryota; Viridiplantae; Streptophyta; Magnoliopsida; Brassicales; Brassicaceae
Exons: 1
Coding region: 79-174 (31 amino acids)
Source: RefSeq, a predicted model, not a curated record